CGCCAUGUGAUUUGUCGGCUGAAAUAUGAUUCAAAGCAAAUAGCUGUGUCCAAUGCAAAGGCUUGGUAGGAUGUCAAACAAAAUAACAUGUACAGUAAAGUAGCAAAAUGUGUCUUGCAAAUUGUAUACAUUCCAGUCAUAGUCAACCGUGUGGCGUAUGUGUAUGCAUAAAUUAGGAACCCGGACAACAUAUAGCUGGGUCGUUAGGCCGGUCGAAACUAGCUCGUUUUGUCCGAAGUGGCAUUAUAGGUUGUCCAGUUACUUAUUGUUUGUGAUGGCUGAUUUCAGCUUCCCAAACCCCUUGAACACUUAUUUCUCUUAGUGUAAAAGUUUGAUUCAGGUCCAUCUGUUCAGGGCAAAGGUUUUUACACCAUUGUGUACCCUUUAAGACCAUGCCCCUUUCAGACUUCUUGGGGGCUCUGAAGGAUAACCCCUAUUUUGGGGCUGGCUUUGGGCUGGUGGGGGUUGGCACGGCACUGGCGUUAGCCAGGAAGGGGGCUCAAGUUGGCAUGAUAUUCUUUCGGCGAAAUUACAUGAUCACCCUGGAGGUCCCCAGCCGGGACAAGAGCUAUCAUUGGCUGCUCAGCUGGAUCACCAAACACGCCCGCCACACACAGCACCUGAGUGUGGAGACUUCCUACCUGCAGCACGAGAGCGGUCGCAUUCAUACCCAGUUCGACUUUCACCCCAGCCCCGGAAACCACAUCAUCUGGUACAAACACAAAUGGAUCAGAGUGGAGAGGACCAGGGAGAAGCAGAUGGUGGACCUCCACACGGGCACACCGUGGGAGUCGGUCACAUUCACUGCGCUGGGGAGGGACCGCGAGGUCUUCUUUAACAUCCUGCAGGAAGCGAGGGAGCUGGCUCUGAAGCAGGAGGAGGGGCGGACGGUGAUGUACACGGCCAUGGGGGCGGAGUGGAGGCCUUUUGGCUUCCCGCGGCGACGGCGACCCCUGAGUUCGGUGGUGCUCGACCAAGGAGUGGGCGAAGGGAUAGUGGAGGACGUGAAGGAGUUCAUCGGCCAUCCCAAGUGGUAUACGGACAGAGGGAUUCCGUACAGAAGGGGCUACCUGCUUUACGGACCUCCGGGCUGUGGAAAGAGCAGCUUCAUAACAGCUCUUGCUGGAGAGCUGGGCUACAGUAUCUGUCUGAUGAGCCUUAGCGACCGCAGUCUGUCUGACGACCGGCUGAACCACCUGCUGAGCGUGGCCCCGCAGCAGAGCAUCAUCCUGCUGGAGGACGUGGACGCCGCCUUCGUCAGCCGCGAACUCCUGCCCACCGAGAGUACGGAGCGGGGUCUCACCAUCGCACAGCCUCGCAAUCCACACGCAAUCGCACAAUCUCACAGUCCACCCGCAAUCAAUGUAAACUUCAGAAAAAUGGCUCUAAACGACCCCUGGUUUUCCUGCUUGCCCCCCCCCCCCCUUCACCCCAGACUGGACCCGGCUCUGAUCCGGCCGGGCCGGGUGGACGUGAAGCAGUACGUGGGGCACUGCACCCCCUGGCAGCUGGCGCAGAUGUUCCGGCGGUUCUACCCGGACGAGCCGGCGACGGAGGGGGAGCGGUUUUCGGAGAGCGCGCUGGCGGCCCACCCCAAGCUCAGCGCGGCGCAGGUGCAGGGACACUUCAUGCUGUUCAAACUGGACCCGGCCGGCUCCAUCCUCAACGUGGCCCAGAUCAAGGACUGAUGGGGACGCAAGGCAUUCUGGGACGCAGGGCGCUGUGCGCGAGUCAGUGCCACAGCUCUGGACUUAACCGCUGUCCGCCAGUAAAGCACUAUUCACACCCAGUCGAAAUGUCUUCUUUUUAUUAAAUAAAAUGGCACUUGAUUA
Molecule: messenger RNA, 1832 nt
Organism: Anguilla rostrata (American eel)
Lineage: Eukaryota; Metazoa; Chordata; Actinopteri; Anguilliformes; Anguillidae
Gene: bcs1l
Product: mitochondrial chaperone BCS1
Exons: 7
Coding region: 393-1688 (431 amino acids)
Biological process (GO): protein insertion into mitochondrial inner membrane from matrix; mitochondrial respiratory chain complex III assembly
Cellular component (GO): mitochondrial inner membrane
Molecular function (GO): ATP hydrolysis activity; ATP binding
Source: RefSeq, a predicted model, not a curated record